GAAGCUUUCACGCGCCCGUGGGCCGUGUCAUCUUUCUCGGCCGGCAGCGAUCACAGUCCCACCACCAUCUCUCCUUUGUCCUCUCCCAUCCCUCUUCCCGAAUAUGCUCGGAAUCCAUCUCCGGAUAUCCUCCGAAUCUUGGCGUCGUCACGAGCCGAUGCCUGGAGAUAAAGCCGAGGAGGCGGCGGUGCAAACCCUAGGAGUCGGGAAGGGAAUGAUUUGGGAAAUUCGAUGCAAUCUCGUUCUCGAUCUCUGGAGAUGGAGCAGCGCAAGACUUCCUCACUUCUGCCGUCCAACGUCGUGAUCGUCGCCUACGACGCGACAAGGGAACAUAACGAGUGCGAGCUCCAGCUCACCGUGAAGAACAUCCGGAUGAGGGGCGACAUUCUCAAUGGUGGCGACACCCUGCUCGUCCUCGGGGUCCUCCACACCGUCACCCACCCUAUGGGAUAUCAAAUAAAAGCAUGCACCGAUUCCUUUUCUGGGCCCAGUUCCCGUGCACUUGAAGAGGAGAUCUCCAGGCAAGUUUAUUUGUACGAAAGCAUGCUUCUACAAAGUGCUGAGCAAUGCAAAGCUGAAGGGGUCAGCAUGAUUGUCAAAAUUACUGCAGGAACGCCUACAAAAGUAGUUAUUUUGCAAGAAGUAGUUUCUAGUAAAGCGACAUGGGUUAUAUUUGAUCGGAACUUAAGAAAGGAUCUGAAAUUCUAUGUGAAACAUAUUCCCUGCAAGGUUGCAUUAAUUCAGGAUAGUUUAUCUGUGGAAGUGAUGAAGCCAUUUUUCACAAAUGCCUCAAAUAAGGAAGUCUCGGAGCAGAAAUCCUUCUACUCUGACUGCAGGACUGUUGGGUUCCAAUUCAACAUGCAGGAGACUGAACACAAUGAGCAGUCUGUCAUAUCUUGCUCAAGUUAUUAUGCCUCUUCCAGUUCCCUAGAUAACUCUGAUAUUUUCAAGCACAACAUGCUCUCUGCAUCCAGCUCCAAAUCUUUGGAUCUCAAAAAUUUAGAAUAUGAUGAGACUGAAUCUUUAUCUAAGCAAGCUGGGAAGCUUUCCAAAGGAGAUCACAGAAAUCCUUCUGUUCCUCGUGCACUGCAAGGCCAACAUAAUACUCUUUUCCAGUAUGAUUCCUCAGAAAAGCCAAUUCUUUGUGCUGUUUGUGGGCUACGAUCAAUACUUUAUGUCAAGGAGUCUAUGAGAUUUCAAUUUUCAGAGAUUCAAGUUGCAACAUCUGAUUUUUCAAAAGAAAAUUUGUUGGGAGAAGGUGGAUUUGGUCGUGUAUAUAAAGGCCAACUUAAAGAUGGGCAGAUCAUUGCAGCCAAAAUUCGGAAGCAAGCAAGUACACAAGGAUAUUCUGAAUUCUUUUCUGAAGUACAUAUUCUCAGCUUUGCACGACAUAGAAAUAUCGUGAUGCUGUUGGGUUACUGUUGCAAGGAGAACCAUAACAUAUUGGUCUAUGAGUAUAUCUGCAACAAAUCUCUAGAGUGGCAUUUGUUCAGUCAGUCAGCCCACCUACUGGAGUGGCAUAAAAGACAUGCUAUGGCUAUUGGAAUAGCAAAAGGUUUGCGUUUUCUACAUGAGGAGUGCCGUGGAGGUCCGAUAAUUCAUCGAGAUUUGCGGCCAAGCAAUAUACUACUUACUCAUGAUUUUGUUCCCAUGCUUGGGGAUUUUGGCCUUGCUAGAUGGAAGUCCAACAAUGAUUCUUUCCACACAACAGUUCUUGGUUCAUCAGGGUAUAUUGCUCCUGAGUAUGCUGAACAUGGGAUUGUAUCUGUGAGGACUGAUGUUUAUGCAUUUGGGGUAGUUCUUUUUCAACUGAUAUCAGGACGCAGGGUAGUGGAUGAACAAAAUGGGAAGCGUCAACCUUUACUGGAAUGGGCGGAACCACUAGUUGAAAGGCUUGCACUGCAUGAACUUAUUGAUCCACGUAUUGGAGAAUCCUAUGAUACUUAUGCAUUGUAUUAUCUGGCUAGAGCAGCAUUCCUCUGUGUUCGGAGAAAUCCUGAGAUCCGUCCAUCCAUGGGAGAGGUGGUACGCCUUCUUGAAGCAGAGAAUGACCAUGCUCGAGACUUGGCCCAGCAAUUCGUUCCCCACUAUACAAAGGUAGAUGUAGCUUCUCUGUUUCCUCCAAACACUACCGUAGACCUGUGAGAUUAGUAAAGAACUAAUCUUGUACUUGUUGAUGGUCUUCUUUUUUUCUGAUACCUAAAUAAGCGGUUUUUGGAUUGUAUCCUUUAAACUGGGAAUUUAUGUUUUUUGCUGAUACUGAUUGUGGGAUGUGUAAUUUUCCGGUAAUGCUGUCUGCCUUUUGCAGAUAAAUUUAAAAUAAUCUUUUAAAAGUAA
Molecule: messenger RNA, 2337 nt
Organism: Elaeis guineensis (African oil palm)
Lineage: Eukaryota; Viridiplantae; Streptophyta; Magnoliopsida; Arecales; Arecaceae
Source: RefSeq, a predicted model, not a curated record